Molecule: messenger RNA, 3554 nt
Organism: Odocoileus virginianus texanus
Lineage: Eukaryota; Metazoa; Chordata; Mammalia; Artiodactyla; Cervidae
Gene: MXRA8
Product: matrix remodeling associated 8
Biological process (GO): cell adhesion; cell differentiation
Cellular component (GO): cell surface; membrane
Source: RefSeq, a predicted model, not a curated record
AGGCCUCAAGGCCAGCCAGGCAGGGCUUGUUUUUCCAGAAUGAAAGGCCCAGGAGGAGCUGGGGGUGGGGUGUGGAGACAAGUCCUGAUUCCAGUUUGGAAAGAGGGCUCCGCCUACCAGAGCCUGGAUCCUGCUGCUGAGGAAAUGGUCCGUUAGAUUGGGGGUGGGGCGUCCUCACAGUCCUGUUUCCUCCCAGCCGGUCCUACCUGCUGUCACCCCUCAUUCCUUCUUGCUGCCGCAUCAGCAGCCUCCUCCCCUUGCCUGGAGCCCAGGAGUCUGGCUGAGCUGGGCUCCUUGCUUGUCUGAGAACUUGGGGACCAGGGCAGGGUUCAAGAGUGAGACUCUAGCCCACCAGGGCCUGGGACCUGUGACCAUAAUUCAGUCCAAAUGGGCAGUCCAAAAAUGCACCGUGGGUUUUGCGGUUGUUCAGUGGAUUUUUCCUUUCUUUUUCUUGAGGUUUGCUUAACUAGAAAGAGUGGGUUUGGUACACAGUGCAUGCUCUGUUAUUUCACAUUUGUUUACGUGACUUUGUAAGUUUUCCCAGAGCUUCAAAUUUGUGCCUUCUGUUGGGAAGGCUUCCAUACCCCCCUUCCUUCCCUCUCCUCCAGGAGGAGAGGGCGAUGCUCCCGGGAGCAGUGGACCUGGGUCUGGGUGGCGGGCAGAUAGGGUGGGGGCACCCGGACAGGGGACCCUGGUCCCUGCCGCUCAUCUCCCUGGCAGCUUUCUGGGUGCUGAAGCUGACUGAUAGACCGUGGUGCCCAUCAUGCUGCCAGGAGGGAGCCCCUGCACCCCCAGGGUCUGCACUAUUCUUGUCCCCGCCUCACAACUGAAAAAAUGGAGCCCCAAGGGUCACCACACAGCCAGUAGGAAGAGCUGGUGGCCAGGGAGCCUGGGCCUUUCUGCUGGCCUGCAGGGGGUUGGGGGGAAUGUCUUGGUUGGGGUCCCCCUAUAGAGUGCAGGUGAGGAGAUGCUCCCCCCAGAACCCUAGACCUGCAGUGGCCCCAGUGGGGAUCUGUCACAAACACCCACAAGGUAUCUGAGGCCAUGCCCUCAGGUCCCCGCCCCUCCAGGGCUGGGCUGGUGCCCCCUUCUCCAGGACCCAAGCCAGAGUGAUUCCCCUCACCCUCUGGGACACAGUGGCCAAGGCCCCAACCCCUCCCACGAGGCCAGCCAAGUACUGGGGGAGGCCAAGGGGCCGGGCAGAAGCAGAGGGGGCGGUCUGCAGACUGUCGGCCAGCCCAGGGCUCCGUGAUGUCAUGGCGGGUGCUGAGGAGCGGGAGGAGGAGGGGGCCGGGCUGUUUUUCUGCAGAGUUUGAGACCAAGUGAGACAAAGCGCCGGGCCAGGCGGGCGCCAUGGAGCUGCGGGCCUGGGUCCUGCUCUGGAGACUUGUGCUUCUGCAGAGUUCUGCCGUCCUUCUGUCCUCAGGGCCAUCUGGGCCCGCGACCUCCGACAGCUCCGUGGUGUCCGAGUCCGCAGUAAGCUGGGCAGCAGGCGCCCGGGCGGUGCUGCGCUGCCAGAGCCCGCGCAUGGUGUGGACCCAAGAUCGGCUGCACGACCGCCAGCGCGUCGUCCACUGGGACCUCAGCGGCGGCCAGGCUGGCGGCCGCGCGCGCCGACUGGUGGAUAUGUACUCUGCGGGCAAGCAGCGCGUGUACGAGCCGCGCGACCGCGGCCGCCUCCUGCUGCCUCCCUCCGCCUUCCAAGAUGGCAACUUCUCGCUGUUCAUCCGAGCGGUGGAGGAGACUGACGAGGGGCUGUACACUUGUAAUCUUCACCACCAUUACUGCCACUUCUACGAGAGCCUGGCCGUGCGCCUCGAGGUUACCGACGACCCCCGGGCCGCCGGCGCGCACUGGGACGGCGAGAAAGAGGUGCUGGCUGUGGAGCGUGGCGCGCCUGCGCUGCUGACGUGUGUGAACCGCGCGCACGUGUGGACCGACAAACACGUGGAGGAAGCGCAGCAGGUUGUGCACUGGGACCGCCAGCUGCCUGGGGUGCCGCACGACCGUGCGGACCGCCUGCUCGACCUUUACGCGUCCGGCGAGCGUCGCGCCUACGGGCCGUCCUUCCUGCGCGAUCGCGUGGCGGUGGAGGCGGACGCGUUCGCGCGCGGCGACUUCUCGCUGCUCAUCGACCCGCUGGAGCCGGCAGACGAGGGCACUUACUCCUGCCACCUGCACCACCACUACUGCGGCCUGCAUGAGCGCCGCGUCUUCCACCUGAGAGUCACCGAGCCAGCCGCCCGGCCGCCCCCGCCCCCGCGAGACUCCCCGGGCAAUGGCUCCAGCCACAGCGGCGCGCCCGGCCCAGGUGCAGGAGAUCCCACGCUGACGCGAGGCCGCAGCGUCAUCAACGUCAUCGUCCCCGAGGGCCGGGCCCACUUCUUCCAGCAGCUGGGUUAUGUGCUGGCCACCCUGCUGCUCUUCAUCCUGCUGCUCAUCACGGUCGUUCUGGCCACCCGGCAGCGCCGCCGUGGAGGCUAUGAAUACUCCGACAAGAAGUCCAAGUCAAAGGGGAAAGACAUGAACAUGGCAGAGUUUGCUGUGGCCUCCGGGGACCCGGCUCUUUACAGGAGUGAGGACAUUCGACUAGAUUACAAAAACAACAUCCUGAAGGAGAGGGCUGACCUGGCUCACAGCCUCCCACCUGCCAAGAACAUCGACUUGGACAAAGAGUUCAGGAAGGAGUACUGCAAAUAAGGCGACUCCAGGCUCCUGGCUGGGCCAGCAGCUCUGCCAACUCUUGUCUGUCUGCCUUGGAGGACUCUUCCUGACCCCCAUGCAGCUCACCUGGCCCCCCUUCCAGCGGCUGGUCCCGCUGUCCAGGAACUUGGCCUGGACUGGUGCAGAGUGAGGCUGCCUCCAGGCCCUCAGGACCACAUAGUCUUCCGACACGCUUGUGGGCUCCCUGGAAUCUGCCAGUGCUGCAGCCCGCCCCUUCAGCAGCCCUCACCAGGUGCCCUUCUCCCCUCACGUGGCCAAGACCCUGCUGAUGUUCACCAGUUCCUCAGGCUCUCCUGGCCUCUGCACACCAGGGGCUGGGAGCCCCACCUCUGCAGGGGUGCGGGCAGGACAGGCUCAGUGGGGACUCUUGGGGUCUGGGUCAGCCUCAGGGCUGGCAGUCCUACCUUCCUCAGGAGAGCUGCCUGCUGGCUCCCCUCGACUGCACCCCCCGUUACCCCGCCAGACUGUGGCGGGCUCUGCAUGGCAACCCAAAGCCUAUGCAUUCCAGGCCUGGGGCUAGUGUCUCUUUGCACUGCGUCUGGCCACCUGGGGCCACCUCUCUGCUUACCCUGCUCCAGCCCCGUUUCCAACAAGCUGCCUUGACAGUCACUGGGCUCCACGUGACUUCUGACCUUGACCCCCUUCUCUCAGCCCUUCCCUGGGCUGGAGUCCAGGGACGAGGCCUCAUUGACUCUGUUUUGGCUGAGGACCGGAGGAUGGUGUCAAGAUGGUCUUAGAGUGGCCAGUGCUGCCACUCCCAACACCCCACACUUGCUCAUCCUGGGGAAUUGCUAUAGUCUCAAUAAAGACCACAUCGAUUUUAGACCUGG